CUCCAACAAGAACAACCCAGAGAGAAUUCCGCAGAUGGCAAUGAUCAGUGCAGAUUUCAUGCGAGGCUGACAUGAAAUAUUAUCUCCAUCAACAUUGCUAAAAACAAGUAAAAAGUCCCAACAAUCUCCGCGUACACCUAUGUUGAUCGACCCCUAAUACCAACCAAUCAACAUCACACUAACCAAUUCUCUUAAUAUCUAUCGACAUUUCCAAUAAUUCGAAGAUUACUGGCUGCCAACUCCAGUCCCUCACUUUGCCACUUUCAAUCACUAUAUGAACCUCAGAGGCCAUAUGCUCUUACCAUAAACUAGCAUCCAUUUUUCAGAGAAAAUAAAUAAACAUGGCAGUUUAUAGUUGCAGGUUCCUUUGCUUUAUUUUGGCUAUAUGGAUUGCAGUUGGAAUGUCAAUUUCCGGCCAAAUUGCUGCUGCUCAAAGCUGUAACACUGAUCUUACCGAUCUUGUAUCUAAAUGCCAGAGAUUUGUAAUAAAAACAGGACCAAAGUUUUCACCAUCACCUAGUUGUUGUGCCGUGGUGAAGAAUGUUGAUGUGGCCUGUGUUUGUGAUCUUAUUACAAAGGAGAUUGAAGAUAUGAUCGACAUGGACAAGAUGGUGUAUGUGGCUCGAUCCUGUGGCAAAAAGAUUUCGGCAGGAACCAAAUGUGGAAGUUAUAUUGUUCCAACAGCUUAAACUGGAAGACUAUGAAGCUGGAUGAUGUUUCUACAAAUAAGAAUAAGGCAUGAUGCUGAAAUUCCUAUAUACAUGUAUGAUCUAUUCUUAUGAUAUAUAUCAAUAGAAAGUAAUAUCUUUUACUAUACCAGA
This is a messenger RNA of Ricinus communis (castor bean), 821 nucleotides long. Its product is annotated as non-specific lipid-transfer protein 3. Lineage: Eukaryota; Viridiplantae; Streptophyta; Magnoliopsida; Malpighiales; Euphorbiaceae. The coding region runs from base 342 to 689 and encodes 115 amino acids. The record is from RefSeq and is a predicted model, not a curated record. The transcript is spliced from 2 exons.